Molecule: messenger RNA, 945 nt
Organism: Mesorhabditis spiculigera
Lineage: Eukaryota; Metazoa; Nematoda; Chromadorea; Rhabditida; Rhabditidae
Source: the annotation of a GenBank genome assembly
AUGUCCACUAAGGCAGUUGUGACGCUGGCCACCUUCGGGUGUGGUUUUGUGAUGGUUGGUGCGUUGUUCGGGCUCGCCGCCUUGUACAACGACAUUAACAACUUCUACGACUCGGCGCUGGGAGAUAUCCAUGAGUUUAAGGUUUACGCCAACGACGCCUGGGCCGAUAUGGUCCGCUCCACUAGCACCGCUUCCGGUGCCUCGGCCCGUGACGCCAUCUUCGGCCGUGCCAAGCGUCAGGCCGCCCAGUGCAACUGCGCCGCCAAGGCCAACGGAUGCCCCGCUGGACCCCCUGGACCCCCUGGACAGCCCGGAGCCGAUGGAGAGGCUGGAGAGCCCGGAGAUCGCGGCCAGGAUGGAGCUCGAGGUGUCUCGAUCCCCCAGAAGGACGCCUAUAACAACGGCUGCAUCGUCUGCCCCGCCGGACCUCCCGGACCCCCCGGACCAGAUGGACCCGCCGGAGAAGCCGGACCCGAUGGACAGAACGGAGAUGAUGGACAGGCCGGCCAAGACGGACAGCCCGGAGAGGCCGGACCCGCCGGAGAUGCCGGACACGACGGAACCCCCGGACACCCUGGACAGCCCGGAGGACCCGGACAGAAUGGAACCAAGGGACGCGGAAGGCCCGGACAGCCUGGACCUCGUGGACCCGUUGGACCCGCUGGACAAGCUGGACAGGAUGGACAGCCUGGACAAGACGGACAGGCCGGACCCGAAGGACCCGCCGGCCAAGCCGGACAAGACGGAGAGGCUGGAGCCCCCGGCCAAGACGGACAACCCGGAUCCGAUGGAGUCCCCGGCGCCGAUGCCGCCUACUGCCCCUGCCCACCACGCACCGCCGAUCUCCCCGUCUCACAGGCUGGAGCUUCUCAGAGCUACGGCGACUCUGCCCCGGCCACCGCCCCGGCUGCUGGUGGAUACCGUCGCAAGGCUGCUCGCGUCAUC